Cylicocyclus nassatus is the source of this 1117-nucleotide messenger RNA. The record is from the annotation of a GenBank genome assembly. NCBI's taxonomy places the organism in Eukaryota, Metazoa, Nematoda, Chromadorea, Rhabditida, Strongylidae.
AUGUAUAGAAUUCAUCCCAUCCUUCAUACACCGUUGAAGCUUCUUCUCCUAGAGACUUUUGUGAUCUGCUCAUGCUACGCCUUGCAAGGUCAUCUCAACCAAAGUGAUAGCAUAGCCAGUGGCAUAUUACCUUUGAAGAAUUUCGGAGAGCUGCUAGUCAAAACAUACGGCUACGAAAGACAGCUAGACGUCUUCAAGCUAGAAGAUGGAAGCCGCGUAUACGUUGUAGAUAAAGUGCUGUUACCACCACAAAACUCCUCAUUGGAAAAUAUAAAAAUAAUGAGACUCGCCAAAGUCAAGAAUGGAGUUUCUUCGUACGUUGCAUUGGACUUACCACAACAACUAACGGAAAAGUCUAUUGAUACUUCGCAAUGGAAAUUGAACAGAAUGACGCAUCAAAUCUAUGGAUAUCACUAUAUGAUGAUUGAGGCGCUGUUUCUUAGUGAUCUCAUCGAGUUUUCUGAUAAGUGUAAGGCUAACAUCCUUUCUAUUGGUCUUGGAGGUGGUACUGUCAACGGUUUCUUGCACGAUCUCUUUCCCCACAUGAAUAUAACUGUGGUGGAAAUUAGCCAAGAAAUGGUGAAAAUGGCCAGGAAAUGGUUUGGUCUUGUUGAAAAUAAUUAUCAACGUGUUGUGGUGGCGGAUGGUGUUAAAUUUAUAGCUGAAGCAGCAACAGAAGGGGCAUUGUACGAUGCAGUCUUACUUGACGCAUGCUCGUCGGAACAAAUGGAAGGGAUUGUCUGUCCCCUCGACACUUUUCUUAAUGGAAGCGUUCUGAGAGAUAUUGUUGCCUUGCUUCCUAAGCAAGGAUUACUUAUAGUCAAUGCACAUGCGGAGCGCAUGGAGAUUGACAAAGCUUAUGCAUUUCUGAUCAACAAAUUCAAAGAUUUUUUUGAGUACUGCGACCGGCUGCAUAAUAGCAUCUUGACAGAAAAUAACGUAAUCUACUGUUCACAACAGACUCCAGCACGAAAAAAUCCUAUAGACAUACCACAACUCUUUAGACGACUUCUUGCAAAAAACAUUUCCAGAUGGCGGAAAAUCGUACCCUAGUUUUAUUACGUUGGUGCAAAAGUAAUGAGUGAAUUUUCAGCAGCCACAGUGUCGGUAUGAAAAC